CCAUUCCUACCUUUCCUUGCAGUUCUCCAUCUUCUUCAUCUCUUUAAGAUUGCCUCUUCGAAAUGGGGUCCGUCUUUCUCAGCACCCUUUUCUUCUCUGUGGUUACGGUCCAGGCCUAUCUGGCCUCCGAGCAGAUUGAUGUCCAGUCCAGCCUUCUCACCGACCCCAGCAAGGUCGCUGGAAAGACCGUUGAUUACAUUAUUGCUGGUGGUGGCUUGACUGGCCUGACUGUUGCCGCCAAACUGACGGAGAACCCUAAGAUCAAAGUCCUAGUCAUCGAAAAGGGCUUCUAUGAGUCCAACGAUGGACCAAUUAUCGAGGAUCCAAACGCCUACGGCCAAAUAUUCGGCACCACUGUUGACCAAAACUACCUCACCGUUCCCCUGAUCAACAACCGUACUAACAAUAUCAAGUCCGGCAGGGGCCUCGGAGGAUCAACCUUGAUAAAUGGUGACUCCUGGACGCGCCCAGACAAGGUCCAGAUUGACUCCUGGGAAAAGGUUUUUGGCAUGGAGGGCUGGAACUGGGACAACAUGUUCCAGUACAUGAAGAUGGCUGAGGUCUCACGUCCUCCUAAUGCUGCCCAAAUUGCUGCCGGUCACUACUUCAAUGCUACCUGUCAUGGAUUCAACGGUACCGUCCACGCCGGACCUCGUGACAAUGGUCAGCCUUGGUCUCCUAUUAUGAAGGCCCUUAUAAACACUACGUCAGCCCUUGGUGUUCCCGUUCAGCAAGACUUUCUCUGUGGUCACCCUCGCGGUGUCUCUAUGAUCCUUAACAAUGUUGAUGAAAACCAAGUUCGUGCUGAUGCUGCCCGUGAAUGGCUGCUUCCCAACUACCAGCGCCCCAACUUGAAGAUCUUAACUGGCCAGAUGGUCGGAAAGAUUCUCUUUAAUCAGACCGCUUCCGGUCCUAAGGCUGUUGGUGUAAAUUUCGGUACUAAUAAGGCCGUAAACUUUAAUGUUUAUACCAGACACGAGGUCCUAUUAGCUGCUGGCUCCGCUAUCUCUCCGCUGAUCUUAGAAUAUUCUGGCAUUGGUUUGAAGUCUGUCCUUGACCAGGCCAAUGUUACUCAGCUUGUUGAGCUUCCUGUUGGUCUUAAUAUGCAGGAUCAGACCACUACCACCGUCAGUUCCCACGCUAAUGCCGCCGGUGCUGGCCAGGGUCAGGCUGUCUUCUUUGCCAACUUCACUGAGACCUUUGGUGACUACGCCCCUCAGGCUAAAGAGUUGCUCAAUACCAAGCUCGAUCAGUGGGCUGAGGAGACUGUUGCGCGCGGUGGAUUUCACAAUGCAACUGCUCUCAAAGUUCAGUAUGAGAACUACCGUAACUGGCUUCUGAACGAGGACGUUGCCUUCGCCGAGCUUUUCAUGGAUACUGAGGGCAAGAUUAACUUCGAUUUGUGGGAUCUGAUUCCUUUCACACGCGGUUCAGUCCAUAUUCUCAGUAGCGACCCCUACCUAUGGCAAUACGCAAAUGAUCCCAAGUUCUUCAUGAAUGAGCUGGACCUCCUUGGUCAGGCUGCUGCUUCCAAGCUUGCACGUGAUCUCUCUAACAAAGGCGCUAUGAAGAACUACUUCGCUGGGGAGAUCAUUCCUGGCUACAACUUGGCUGAGAACGCUACGCUUUCCCAGUGGACGGACUAUGUCUUACAGAACUUCCGUGCCAACUGGCAUGCUGUGAGCAGCUGUUCCAUGAUGUCUAGAGAGCUUGGUGGUGUUGUCGAUGCCACCGCGAAGGUGUACGGUACACAGGGCCUACGUGUCAUUGACGGCUCUAUCCCUCCUACUCAGGUCUCUUCUCAUGUCAUGACCAUUUUCUACGGCAUGGCUUUGAAGAUUGCUGAUGCAAUCCUGGCAGACUAUGCCAAAAAGCCCUAAUGGGUGGAAACGACCAGAUAUAUAGUUCAUAAGGGCGUGGUCACUGGCGAACCUGCUCGGGUGGAAUCCAACCCCCCAACUUCUGGUCUUCAUCUGUCGUAUUAGUUAGAUUCUCUAAGAUGUAGAUGAUUUAGAUAUAUUGCUUAUAGACAAGGGGAGAUAAUCUCUUAGUGCUUAUUGAGUUGAACCUAUA
Talaromyces proteolyticus is the source of this 2073-nucleotide messenger RNA. Its product is annotated as glucose oxidase. The transcript has a single exon. The record is from RefSeq and is a predicted model, not a curated record. Gene Ontology annotation, molecular function: flavin adenine dinucleotide binding; oxidoreductase activity, acting on CH-OH group of donors. Bases 63 to 1880 code for a protein of 605 amino acids. NCBI's taxonomy places the organism in Eukaryota, Fungi, Ascomycota, Eurotiomycetes, Eurotiales, Trichocomaceae.